AUGAGCUCCAGCUCAGCGGGCGUGACUGAUGUCCGCAAUGAUGGUGGAAGAGCCAUGAAAACAAAACAAGUUUUCGCGUACGGGAAACGGGGGCAUCGUAUCGUCAACGUGACAGAGGCCCGAAAAUCAGCACAGGGAUGUGAAGAUGGCGAUAUCGCGGUGGCCAGUACGAGUACUCGAGGUCAUGACUCUGACACCUCAGAUGUCUCUAUACGGUCAGACACCGACGACACAGACUUUAUGCCUUCUCCUGUCAGGCCUGCUAAACCGAAGAAAUUACACGAUAAUGUCUCCCGACAACCUGAGACGUCGGUACCCAAGCGACUUGCGUCUCGUGACGAGCGGUCUCGCAUACAACGCACAGAACCUCCUCUGAAGCAGACGCAGAAAGUAGCUGCAACGAAGAAAUCCAAGAAGUCUCCCCGAGCCGUAAAGCUUGGACGCGUAGAUGUUUCUAUGCCUGUGCGCCACCCUCUAAGCGUCGUCUCUAUCAAUACACCAGGAUCCCCAGCUGCACCUCCACCAGCACAGAAGAAGCGGAAACCGGCCAUAGGCAAGGGGACCCCGUUGAGGUCAUCAUCUCCUCUUGUUGAUGUUGAUAUUGUCAUCAUGGACGCCCAGGGACGUCGUGUGAGCCAGGAGCGACGAGUGUCGAAGGCAGGUGUUCAGAUGAAUAAGGUGGUUGUGUCCCCAGGCAAGCCACAUAAGGCCCUUGCAGGUUUGAAACCCUUGAAGCAGUCGCAGGGUGCCAGACUAAAACCUCGGAAGGAGUAUUCGUCGAGGGGCAAGAUGAAAGCAAGACCUAUCGUCAUCUCGUCCGACGAAUCUGAGUCCGAGGACGAACCUGCAGACCUCCCCGUCAAGUUACCUAGCCUGAACCUGUGCCUAUCUCCAGAAGCAGACGAACGCCCUAUCCCUCCUCCACGAUCCCGCAUUGCUACUUCCCGACCACGAACAAAUGUGAUUAUUUCUCCCGAGACUUCGCCAUCGACUACUCAAUCCACGCCUCCCCAUCCCGCCCAUUCGGGAUCCAAAGCAGUCGCGCUCUCCCCUCUGCCACCAGCUGCGCCUGCAUUUAUGCAAUGGACGCCACAUGCGAUUCCCGCGAAGGACCUAGCAGCCACGUUUUCCUCGCCCGUCGUUCAGCGCGGCAAAGCGCGGCAGCUCACACCAAUGCGUAUGCGCAUCGGCCGCACUGCCAUGUUCCCGCGGCCACCGUCGCCUCCUUCGCCUACAACACCCACAGAUAUCGACAUCGAUUUUUCCUUCGAUUUCUCCAAUCUCACAAUUUCUCCGGGGGCUUUCGGGUCACUUGCUCCAGUACCUCCAGCAUACCUCCAGCCCCUUCUCGAGGAAUGUUCACAAACCACGCCGCACGAGUUUUCUGCCUUCAUCGAGAUGUUCCCGUACGAUCCUAUCGUGCGCGAAGGCGCAUGGAUAAAAGGCCCGGCGCAGUUCCAGAAGAUCGGCGAGGCAUCAUAUUCAGAGGUAUUCGGCAUCGGAGACGUGGUCCUAAAAGUGAUACCUCUACGUGAUGAGGAGAAGCCACGCACAGCGAUUAACGGAGAGGAAGGAUUGGACAUGCCUGCUCCGAGCGACGCAAGGGAUGUCUUGAGGGAGAUCAUUGUGACGCACGCAAUGGGCGAGAUGUGCUCAGGCUUUGUACAGCUCCUCCGAACGUACAUUGUCCGCGGCAAAUAUCCCUCCUUGCUACUCGAUCUAUGGGACGAGUAUAACGAGAAGAAGGGUAGUGAAAGUGCCAGACCAGACUCGUUCACCGUUUCGCAGGUCUAUGCUAUCAUCGUGCUGCCAAACGGUGGCCCCGAUCUGGAAGCGUAUGCAUUCGAAAGCGCGACAAAGACAGGCUGGAGACAAGCUUGCAGCUUAUUCUGGCAGGUCACUCGUGCGCUGGCUGAGGCCGAGGAUAUCGUCUCGUUUGAGCACCGCGACCUCCACUGGGGCCAGAUUCUGGUGAAAAACCUGGCACCUCCACCUAAGCCGUCCCUCAAGGCGACGAUGAAGACGUCCAUGGACGACGUUGUGCACGGCGUGGAAGCGACCAUCAUCGAUCUGGGCCUUGCCCGCAUGGACACUACCGAUACAGACCAGAUCGAGACAUAUUGGACACAGUUUGACGAAGAAGUCUUCGAGGGUGAAGGGGACUACCAGUUUGAUGUGUACAGGAUGAUGCGGACGCAUAACAGAGACUCUUGGGAAGAGUAUCGUCCACUCAGCAAUGUCAUGUGGCUGCACUACUUGACAUUGAAGCUGCUCCAGGCCAAGAAGCUGAAGCCUCCAGCUGCACGCAAGACUGCAACCACGACCACCUCGUCGUUCAGCCAGAAGGAGUGCUAUGACUGUCUCGUAGAGAUGGAGGCGGUUCUCGGCCAAUGUGUGGCUGUAUGCAGAGCUCCCCAGGUCUCCCGCAACGGCAGGAGGAAGACCCAGGCACCUACGAAAACGUCAGUCAUUACAGGUCCCAAGAGCGCUGCGGAUGUCCUGCGUAUCGCAAUCCGCAGAGGCUGGGUUCAGUGAUGCUGCGCGCACUCAUGUUGAUGACUUUGUUCUGUCCAUCGAAUCUCAUGAUACCCUUUACAUAUUGUAUGUUUACAAUGACCGUGUGUUCCUCAUAUUUACCAGCCCUUGGUCCCUAUACCCCCUGUGAAUCAAUUCUAUACAAAGCGUCC
Molecule: messenger RNA, 2687 nt
Organism: Postia placenta MAD-698-R-SB12
Lineage: Eukaryota; Fungi; Basidiomycota; Agaricomycetes; Polyporales; Adustoporiaceae
Exons: 6
Coding region: 1-2535 (844 amino acids)
Biological process (GO): intracellular signal transduction; mitotic cell cycle; protein phosphorylation
Cellular component (GO): cytoplasm; nucleus
Molecular function (GO): histone H3T3 kinase activity; ATP binding
Source: RefSeq, a predicted model, not a curated record